AUGACCACAACUGGGUUUUUACCCAAGUCAUCUGAGCUGAGGCUUCGGGACCGGAAUAAGAACUUUGAUGAGAACUUUGUGAACAAAGAGUUAGCUGAAGAAUCUGAAAUUCUACCAGAGGGCGAGAAAGAAAAGGGCCAAUACCGUGAAAAAGAUAUCAGCUCAAUCAUAGAGUACUUAGGGGCUGGAAUCAUUACAAUUUUGGCCUUUUAUGUGAGAUUUAGAAGAAUCGAUGCCAGCAACAUAGUGGUGUGGGAUGAAGCGCAUUUUGGGAAGUUUGGAGCGUAUUACAUCAAAAAUGAAUUCUACCACGACGUUCAUCCACCGCUAGGUAAAAUGCUCAUUGCACUCAGUGAGUAUUUAACCGGGUUUGACGGAAGCUUUGAAUUCGACUCCGGAGCACCAUUUCCAGAGGGCGUUAACUUCAAAUUCAUGCGCCAAUUCAAUGCGUCAUUUGGCGCCCUUUGUGCUCCUCUCAUGGUACUGUCAGCACGGAACAUCGGCUUUAGUUUUUUGGGCUCGAUGCUACUUGGACUUAUGGUGGCUCUGGAAUUGUCCUACAUAGCCUUAUCCAAAUUCAUUCUUUUGGAUUCCAUUCUAUUGUUCUUCACUGCCACAACGUUUUAUUGCAUCACUAAGAUCCACACGCUGCGCAAAAAACAGUUCACGAAAAAAUGGUCUUUGUGGAUGCUCCUGCUGGGGAUAUCCAUCGGAUGUGUCUGCUCUGUAAAAUGGGUAGGUUUGUUCAUCACUUUGGUGGCCGGCAUCUACACCGCUACGGACCUUUUCGUUAGCUACCACGAUCCACGAAUGAGUAAAAUCCAAUACUAUAAGCACUGGGUGAUUCGUGUGAUCAAUUUGAUAAUCAUCCCAUUCAUGAUUUACCUCUUUUGUUUUAAGAUCCACUUCACCAUUCUGCAUAAGUCAGGAACAGGCGAUGCUUCUACGAACACGCUAUUUCAAGUGAAUCUUGAGGGAAAUAAGAUCGAAAUGGGACCCAGAGAUGUCGCUUUUGGGUCAACAGUAAGCAUCAGAUCGCAUGGUCUCAGUCCCAAUCUACUACAUUCACAUGUCCAGCUCUAUCCUUUUGGUUCAGGUCAGCAUCAAAUAACCGGCUAUGGUCACUCUGAUAAUAACAACCAUUGGGUGAUCAAUUUCUCUAGAGGAUCUGGAGAAGAUGUUGAUGCGAACGGCUUACUUCGCGGCGACUCUAUCACCUUGCACCAUGACUCAGAGAUUCGUCUUGUUCAUAAAAACACCAAAGCCAACCUACAUUCGCAUGACAUUCCAGCUCAUGUCUCUAAAAACUGUUACGAGGUUUCAGGGUAUGGAGACGAGAUGGUCGGCGACACGAAGGACGACUGGAUUGUUGAGAUCGUUGAGCAGCUCCACUCUUCCAAUUCUUCAUUUCCAAAAGAAGAUUCUACCGUGGUUCAUCCCAUCUCUACCAGUUUCCGGCUAAGACAUAAGGAACUCGGAUGCUACCUUGCAUCGACGGGGCUGGCUUAUCCGGCCUGGGGGUUCAAGCAGGCCGAAAUUGUGUGCAAGCACUCCUGGACUAGUCGCGAUAAAUCAACGUGGUGGAACAUCGAAGACCAUUGGAAUGAAAAUAGAGAAAAGGCAGAGGGUUACGUUCCUCCAAAAUCUAAAUUCUGGGCUGAUUUUGUCUUGAUAAACUUUGCAAUGGCUUCUUCUAACAACGCCUUAGUUCCAGACCAGGACAAGUAUGAUUCUUUGGCAACUAAAGCAUGGGAAUGGCCUACACUUCAUACCGGUCUCAGAAUGUGCGGAUGGAGCCUCCAAAAUGUGAGAUACUAUCUGCUGGGCUCGCCAUUUCAAACCUGGCUCUCAACCGCCGCCUUAGCGCUAGCCGUGCUGUACUUUGCACAACUAACGCUUAGAUGGAAAAGACAAUCUUUGAGAGUUACAAGUGAUGAUCUUUGCAAAUUGGGAAUACAAGGUGUUUUGCCAUUCUUGGCAUGGCUAUUACACUACCUACCUUUUGUUUUCAUGGGGAGAGUCACUUACGUCCAUCACUACGUUCCUGCGUUGUAUUUUGCCAUAAUCGUUUUUGGAUUUCUGCUGGAGAGAUGCAUUCCUAACAGAUAUCAUGUCAGAGACUUCUUGUACGUGUUUUUGUUCGGCGGAUGUAUCUACAUCUACAUUCUACUUUCACCACUCGCGCAAGGAAUGGACGGUCCUGCAAAAAACUAUAAGAAUUUAAAUUGGUUAAGUUCCUGGACAGUUACAUUCUGA
Messenger RNA from Lachancea lanzarotensis, 2256 nucleotides. It is a transcript of the gene PMT6, whose product is annotated as LALA0S06e00958g1_1. NCBI's taxonomy places the organism in Eukaryota, Fungi, Ascomycota, Saccharomycetes, Saccharomycetales, Saccharomycetaceae. The record is from RefSeq and is a predicted model, not a curated record. The coding region runs from base 1 to 2256 and encodes 751 amino acids. Gene Ontology annotation, molecular function: dolichyl-phosphate-mannose-protein mannosyltransferase activity. The transcript has a single exon. Gene Ontology annotation, biological process: protein O-linked glycosylation via mannose. Gene Ontology annotation, cellular component: membrane; endoplasmic reticulum.